GUAAAAUUAUUGAGUUCAUCGUUUAUCAGGGUGAAAAUUUAGUUGAAUUGUGCUAAUUUGUGCGUAAAAAUGCGAAAUCAUCUUGAAAUAGUGGAGUAAUAUGAUAAACUGCACAGAACGUGUAUAAUCAACAUUUAAAAAAUGAAUUGCCAUCAGAUACUUAGUGGAGCCUGCAAUGCUGGGGAUCGUUGUUUUGCAGUUGGUUCCGUCGAAGGGGUUCCAUUCACUGCUUAUGCUGCGGGAUGCAACAUCGUUAUAUUGGCUAGUAAUUUCGAACGCGUUCAGAUCAUACCAGGAGCUGUUCAUAAUUACAUUAGAAUUUCCGCACUUGACUGCAGUACUGAUACGGGCAAGAUAGCUGCAGCAUACGAGGAUAAAGUAUGUAUUUUCGAGCCCACACCAUUGAUCCAUAAUGACCGAUCUUCUACGCAUGGACUGGAGUACAAGUGGGUUCAAACCGGUAGCUUACAGGCUACUUCAAAUAUCAGUUCAUUGUCUUGGAACCUAGAGGGAACACGCUUACUAACUGGCGGAACAGUUCUACAAUUGUGGCAUGAGCGUCUAUCAAACCAAGAUGACGAUGAACCUGCUACUGUCAAGUUCGAAAUCGGUGGGGAUCGUGACCCCAAAACUCCAACAAAUGACGAGGAUUCUGACGCAUCAUGGGACUGUGUUUGGAAAUGUCACACUGCAUCACCUGUCCAUCAUAUGGCAUUCAGCCCUGACGGAACGCUUUUUGCUACAUCCGGAAAAAGCGAUCGCUUGGUGAAGGUGUGGUACGAGAAUAAGCACAUUUUGUUCCCGAACAAAAGUUUCGACCAAAACCAGUCACAAAGUUUUAAUGGAAUUCCGGAAGCCAGCUAUGGUUUUGUCUAUGUUGCCCAUCCUCGAGCCGUAACACAUCUUUCCUGGCGGAAAACAAGUAAAUAUAUGCCAAAGGGAUCCGUAUCGAAUAUGUUGGUAACUUCCUGCUUGGACAACAUAUGCCGAGUAUGGGUAGAAACUGUUUUGCCGGAUGAUGGGCUUGUCAAUAUGAAUCAAUUCGAUCCGUUAGCCUCGCAGAAUCCAAAGUUUAGAACCCACAGACACAAACAUCGUUUUAUGCAGCGAUUAAAGCACAUGAAAACAUGCUUUCAUAUAAGACGUCAUGCUAAGCACAACGGUACUACUGGUUUCAAUGGAAUGGGAGCAGGAUUCGGUGGGCCGGGUGCAAGUGCCGGCUUUGGAAAUGCUCCAAUACCAACGUUGCCGUCAACAUAUAGUGUACACGACUUCCAUUCCUAUGGGUAUCAUGGAACUGGUAUGACGCCAGGAUUACAUUUUCACCUAGCUGCGUCUAUAAAUGCAGAAACCGAUAUUCCGUUGGUGCCGUCAAUGCAAACUAACGAUCCUUCCACGCAGCCCAACUUUAUUUUACACUGGCUUAACAACAAGGAGAUGCAUUUCUCACUGCAGGCAGAAGCAAUUUUACAAGAAAUGACGAGGAAAGUGAUUGAAAAAGAAGAUUUAAUAUCUGGACCAAACAGCGAAGGCCAUUCAGAGGGAUUACAUGAAGAUGAACAAGUUAUUGAUGAAAAUAAACGACGGGCGAAAAUAAAAACCACAUUAUCGCAAGAAGAAAGCAAUAGCGAUGAGCAUCCACCUUACUCAGCUAAUCGCUCACAUUCUGUAGGUGGAGCUUCGCAUGCAGGACUUCCCAAUCAACAUUCGUUAUCAAACACAACGUCAAUCAACUCGCUUGUUAACGAUAGUAACAUUCACGUUACCGAUUCACUGGAUAUGAAAAUCGACUGUCUUUUGCGAGACUGGCAUCAUAAUCCAGAUUUACUCUAUUCUAUUCAUCCGAUCGAUGGAAGUUAUCUGAUAUGGGUUGUUGAAUGGUUAGAUGAAUACCAUCCCGGCUCAUUUCGACAAGCACAAGUGUCGUUUUCUACCAGGAUUCCAUCAGCGUUUCCGUUGGGCGAUGCAAUGUCCAUGUCGACUACCGUUGCUCUUUAUAACACUAGUGGAAACCUUGGUUUUCGCGAUAUGAUUGUACGUGGACCUAAACCGACUAAUAGCACAGCAAGUAAUCCGCCAGAUGUUGGUAGUGACAUUGUGACUUCCCUUCCAAGUGUUCAAGAAGAAAAUGAGAUAAAUGAAGAAGACAAUGAAGCAGAUGCCAAUGAAACACAGCAUAAUGCAGCUAAUAAAAUCGGUACUGAAUCUAUAGGAAAUGAACAUGUAGGUGAGCAAACUGACAUUCUCACCGCUCCACCGUCUCCAACGAUAUCUAUGGUUACAAAGCAUUCAAAUGGUACAUUGAAUCUGUGGCAGCUGACAUUUGCCGAUAAAAGUAAAUUUUCGCAAGUUCUAAGUAUUGGGCACGCUUCGCGCGCUUCCGGUCAUCGGUUUCGUGUGAACGACAUAACAUGCCAUCCAGUAUUGCCGUUGCUACUGACAACAUCACAUCACAAUAUACCAGACAUCCCCAAUACACCCAUUGGAUAUCCCGGUAAACGCACCGUAAACGGUUCGGAUCAAAAGUUGCAUCGCCCAAAAGAUGUCUGCACACCGUCUGGCUUCUGCUCGGAGUUAAUUCUUUGGCGUGUCGAUGCAGUUGGUCCACUGUCCCAAUCUGGAGGUGUGAGUGAAUUAGCGCGAAUCAACUCUCCAGAAAUUUCAGCCUUCAGCAACGUAGCUUGGAUACCUACAUUGCUACCCAGUACAACAUUGGGAAAUUUGAGCAACUCUCCAUCUGCCUGUUUCGUUGCUAGUGAUGGUGAAAGUCUUCGUGUAUAUCAAGCAGUUAUUGAUGCCAGAACUUUGCUGGCAGAGAUAUCUACUUCAGAACGACGUUUUCGACGAUUGGAUUCAAUGGUGUCCCUUUCGACGGAAUCAUCACUGGAUCAAGCCCCAGAUCAUUCGGCCUUGCAUGAUAAAAUAAAGAUCGUGUCGCAACAAUCAACAGCUCGCCCAGGAUGCAUAAUUCAGCUGGAUGCGAUUGACGAUGCAUCUCACGACUGGCAAAACACCCAACUGUUGCAUGUUUUUCAAGAGCAACUGAUUACCGGUGAACGGUCAGAGGAACCAAUCAUUGUUGGGCAUGAUAAUAAACAUUCUGGUUUAAUGGAUGGACAGAUGGGUGCUAUGGUUGAUCUACAGAGAAAUGCACAGUUUGAAGAGCCAUUUUAUUUGGUUGUACUGGAGCGCACACAAAACGGAACUACGGUCCACAUGUGGCGAAUUGUCAUUGCUUCCCAACCUGCUGUUCCUGAUGAGAUGAGUAGCAGCAUGAUGUAUGUUCCGGAUAGUAAUAUUGUGCAAGAUUUGGACGAUCCAGAAUUAAUCCACAGAGCUUCGAUGGCAGGUAUACAAAUGCCGGACGAUAUAAAAAUACCGGUUGAUCAUAGCCCACAUGUGAAUAUUUCAACAACGAAAGUUUGUACCCAGGAGUUGCCUCUGCCGGACGGCGUCGAUGUUAUUCAUGCUGCUCCAGCGGCAGGUCAUCUCAGCUCAUCAUCGAUUUACCCAGCUUGUUUUGCCCCAUACAUAAUUGUGACCGCUUGUUCAGAUUCUACCGUUCGUUUUUGGAAGUGCAAAGUUUUGAAAGAAAAAAGAGAAAAUGAGAAAAACCGUCUGAACUACGAGUGGUGCGAAUGGGAAAUGAUACGGAAAGAUCAAGAGUCAAAUAUCGAUGUAAAUGGACAAUUACUGCACAUCAGCGCUGCUUACUCAGGGAGAAUAGCGUGUGCUUAUAAAUAUGGAAAAUCUUUUACCAGACCAACGAAAAGCAGUGAUCCUGAGACGCGCUAUGUGAAUCUGUGCGUAGCCAUUUAUGAGUGCGAAAGUACUGGCGGUAGUGAAUGGGUUCUUGAAGAUACAAUACAUCUGAAGAAUAUUCAUUUACCUAGAAUACAAGUAGAUCCGCACCUGGAUUUAAGCUACUUGUAUGACAACAGAACACUACAGAAAAAACAGAGGCUAAAUCAAAUGUUACAGACAUUAUCUCAUGACGAUAAUCGUUCUACACGUAAUGGCGAUGUUACUCCUGAGGGCCAUGCCAAAUCUGGUUCUAGUCUUCUUGCAGUUCCGAGCUUCAGCACUCUUCAAUCGUUAAGAAAAAGUAUUACAGAACAUGGUAAUACUUGUCCGUUAACUCAAAAACAUUUAGUUCAGCUCGACUGGGUCUCUCAGGAGGAUGGAUCACACAUUUUGACGGUCGCAGUUGGCAGCAAAAUUAUGCUUUUUACUCCCGUUUCUAGUGAUUUAGCUCAAUCUAACAUGAAAGCAAUGAAAGAAUCACAAUCAACAAAUCGUCCUUUGUUACGCAAAGCGAGUUCAUUAGCGCAACCGCAUUUCAAUGACGAAAUAAGAUGGAUGAAGCUACGCCAGAUCGAGCUACGCACAGCGGACAGUUUGCCUCCGUUGCCUAUGCAGAUUUCCUGGGUUCGCGAUGGUAUUUUUGUAGCCGGUAUGGAUUCAGAAAUGCAUGUAUACUCGCAGUGGAAACCACAAUUAAACGCAAUCAAUCACAUGGACAUAGAGGAUCUUUAUGACAAUCGUUAUCUGAAGGAUGAAGAUCUGCGCUCGCUUGCUCAUGAAAAUACCCAAAGGCGUCUGGCAAAUGUCUCAUCGAUGCCGGUUCUAUCACGAGUUAGUUCCAUCAAUCUGCAAAUGUUGUCAAACGAUGGCAAAAAGAGAAAAUCAGGAUCACACAGUACCGGUCAAAUAGUCAGCGGUGCGAACGACCAACAACAACCAAUUCACGAUUAUAUGACCGACUAUGGACUUUUCGAGGCAUCUCGUAUCGCGUGCCCUGUUUUGCCACAAUACCAUCCGAAACAAUUGAUGGAAUUGCUCAACUCGGGUAAGAUACGCUGGGUAAAGGCGAUUUUGGCACAUCUGGUGCGUUGCAUCAGUGGUUCGUACAGCGUGCGUGGUGGUGGCUGCGAUGAAGAGAGUCUCAACAGACAGCGUGGUUGGUCUAGAUCUCGCACACUUUCUGUUAGCUGUCCGGCAGGCACUGUUAGUCCUCUUGAACCGAGAGGAUCGACGACACAGAUUCCAGAGGAACUGACUUUGGAUUAUGCCGAAAUAACUUCGAUUCCGCCGUUACCGCUAUGGACAUUACUGGCUGCUGAUAAAGAGACGGUCGGAAUAACUGCUCAGCAGAGCGAAGAAGUAAAGGACUAUAAUGAGCUCUUCGAGAGCAAUGUCGUCGAUGAAUCUUUAGACGAAUUGUUGGAAGAAGAACCAGAUAUAAGCCGACACACUGAUCGACGGUCAUCUUUGCCUGAAAAACACUAUCUGUCGCAUUUUGGUCCCAGGCAGGGCCAGUUACUGUCACGUCUUUUGACCCAUACUCAUCUUCCAGGUCUUUCAUCGCUGGAUCAGAUGCAUUUGCUGGCUUUAGCUGAUACCGUUUCUACCUGCAACACCGAUUUUGCUGAACGAUUUGCUAUUGAUGCAGCCAAAACAGCAAUCGCCAAGGAAAAUUUAACUGGUGUUCCAAGUACUGAAAACGUUUCUGCUGACUCUUUGGACGAUUGCGGGUUGAGAUUUUUGCUUGCAAUGAAACAUUAUAAUUACUUGCUCCGUUGUUUACCAAUCAUUCAGAGGCAAUCGUUUCAAAGACAAGGAGUCGGUACAGCAAAUAUUGUAUGGGCUUUCCAUUCAGAGAGCGAAGAGGAACUGUUAAAUUUGAUUCCGUCUUACGCUAAAGGUCAACCAAAAUGGCAUGUGCUUAAAGAACUUGGUGUUGGUUGGUGGCUGAGAAACAAUAGCUUGUUGAGGCAGUGUAUUGAGCGGUUGGCAAAGGCUUCAUUCCAAGCAAAUCAAGAUCCACUGGAUGCAGCAUUAUAUUAUAUGGCCAUGAAAAAGAAGUCAGUUGUUUGGGGUUUAUUUAGAUCCCAAAAGGAUGAGAAAAUGACUCAAUUUUUUGCGAAUAAUUUCUCCGAAGACCGAUGGAGAAAAGCAGCUCUAAAGAAUGCUUUUGCGCUGUUAGGAAAGCAGCGUUUCGAACACGCUGUCGCUUUCUUUCUGCUAGCUAGCUCGUUGAAUGAUGCUCUGGAGGUUUGCCUUACAAAACUUCAAGAUCUUCAAUUAGCGUUAGUCAUAACUCGAUUGUACGAAGGAGAACAUGAUCCAACCCCUCCAAGUUUCAAAAGGCUGCUAUACGAGGAAGUCUUGGGCUGUGACAAAAAUGGCGAUAAUCAAGAUCUCAGCCGUGCGCACCCCGAUCCUUUUCUGCGCUCAAUGUCUCUUUGGAUUCUAAAGGAUUAUUCCGGCAGCCUAAGUACUUUGCUGAACAGUAAUAUCGGUAGUAUGCAUCCUCAGUUUGAUGAAGACAAUUCGACUUUUCAUGGAGAAGGGUCUCACUCUACCAACCCAAACGUGUUCAAUUUUUAUGUUUAUCUAAGGACUCAUCCGUUGCUUAUUCGUCAGCACAUUGCUUCUUCAGCUCAGGAUAAAAAACGUACACAAGUAGUUUUAGCUGGUUUCAGUUAUGGAGCAGAAGCUGCAUCGGUUACUAAACCUAGUCUAGCAACGGACAAACAGAUCCAGCUAGAGGAUUCUAUAACUCCAUUAGAACGUCAGUUAUAUUUCACUACGGCCCAUGCACACUUCAAAGCGGGAUGUCCGGCAUUGGCUUUGGAUGUUCUCAGCAAAUUACCGUCAAAGGUAAUUGAUCAGGAUUCCACUAGUCAGUUACAAAGCCCUAACGAUGCUAAAGAUCAGUGUAAUUCAAUUGCCACUGGCAUUCUAGACUGGAGCAGAGGUAGCCAGAAUGAUUCUGGUAAGGAACGAACUAGUUCAAUUGAUUGGGGUGCUCCAGCUUCGUCAACUGCAGUUGAUUGGAGUACAGCAGGUUCAGGCGGGUUUGAUUGGGGUGCACCAGUAACAUCGCAACUUUCAAAUGGACCAGACGAGUUUAAAAUUGAGUGGGAUGAUGACGAUAAACAAGACAAUGAAGAUGAGGACAGUGAUGAAGGUAUUCAAAUAAAAAAUUCCGUUCAGGAAAGAAGUGAAAGUGAAAUACAAGACGAAGUUGAUUCGAAAGGCACAUUGGAUAUAAUGGCACAGCAACUUAAGUUUAUUGCAUGCUUAAAAAUUUUGAUGGAAGAGCUAUCCACUUUAGCUACUGGAUUUGAAGUUGAUGGUGGUCAAUUGCGAUACCAGCUGUACGUCUGGUUAGAACGCGAAGUUGAAGCGCUGAAACAGCUUUGCAAUUAUAGCAGUGGAGAUUCGGAUAAUACUGCGAUUGAGGACAAUAAUAAUGUUGAUGCAAUAGAUAAAGAUACACCAGUGCUUUCAAAUAAGUUUCCGCAUGAUAAACCGACCCUUCAUGAGAUUCUUAUACAGGAGAAGCAAGAUUUUGAAGCUAAAGUGCAGCGAGCUGCUAGAAGGAAACGUUGGCUUAAAGCCAAUGAGACACUAUUGAGAACUUUACUUAGCUAUUGCUCGCUACAUGGUGCAAGUGGAGGAGGAUUAGCAUCAGUCCGUAUGGAACUUGUUCUACUGCUACAAGAACUGCAACAAGAAAAAACACAACAACAACUACUCAGUCCGUUGCCGUUCCCGACAACCCUUCCACUUUUAAGUGCCUGCGUGGCCGGAAAUAAAACAGUGAUAGCUGAUCCGUUGCGUUAUUUGCAGUCCCAUACGCAUGACAUGCUGCAAACCAUAGUUGAUAUGCGCAGUCCACCACACGCUCUGCGGACGGGAUUUCCGAAUGAAAUUUUUGUGCUUAGGGACUUAGGUGUGGCCUUAUCUGCUUGUAUUUAUCAGUCUUUGUGUGAUUCAGAUACCUUCAGCGUUAAACAAUUAACCGUAACGGAGGGGUGCCACAGUCCAGGAAUGGAAACCAUAGCAAAACUUAACGCUAGUUGUCAGAGUACCCACUUGAUGGCUAAUGCUACAGCGCAUCAAAGGCGUAGAAAGUAUUCGACUGACGAACCACUCGCUGUAAGUACUCCUCCCUCAAAAUGGCCAGGUGUAACCAAUCUUCGGGCGCUUCUAGCCCGUGAAAAAGAUGACGACACGCCACGAUUGAAUGUUUUACUGUGCGAAUCAUUUGCUGCUACCUAUAUGGCACUGUUUGUAUACGCACUAACGACCUGCGACUGUCACAUACUAUUUCGGCUUGCCGGUCAAAACUUUACUGAUUACACAUGGUCCACGCUGUACGGCGGAGGUGUAAAAAAGCUUCUCCGUAAAGCAACGUCACAUGUACAGGCGGCACAACAGGUAGUGCAAGCGCAGGUUCAACAGGAAAAUCUUGAUAGUCCAAUGGCUGAUGGAAGCGUCUGGGGUGCGGUUACUUCACUAACAAAACAGCGAGUGAAACUAAAUAUGAAGUUACUUGGACAUUUCGCUGGACCACAAGGUCCAGCGAACAUGAAGGAGGAUAAACCAACUUAUCGCGAGCAGUUCGUUCCGCCUGAGAUGUCGAUGGUAUCCUAUUUCCUUACUAAACCAGUACCAAAGGGAGAUCCCGACGAAGACGAUUAUGAUUCAGCGGACUCGGCAGUGUCUGAUUUGGAUGAUGAUGAAGAUGACGAAGACGUGUUCAACGAUCCGUUGAAUAACGAUCCGAAAGCGCACCAGGCUUCUGCUGCUGCUCGAAAGCAUCGUCGUGAAAAUACUGAGCACUCCAAUCCCAACUCCUAUUCGUGGUGCAUUCUUCGCUUGGCACUUAUCCGGGUUUCUCAGCACCAGUUGCAAACAUUCAUCAACAUAGCAGGAAUUGAAAUGCAAGAACUGCCAGUAUGUAGCCCUUUGAUUCAUGCUGUUCUAAGGUCCCUAUCAUCAUGGCAAGAAUUGUUAAAAGAAGAGUUGGAAAAUCGAGGACCCGCUUCUGUUGAUUACAUUCCAGGUUGUUUCGUUGAAUCCGAGGCAAAAGGUCCCGCAAUCUUGAAAUAUCGCUCGUUACUGGAGAAAUCGAACACUCCGUUUUCUCCAUGUCUUUCUUCCGCCGCACCUGCUCGGCGUUUAUGGAACUAUCUUGUCCGGAACGAAAACGUUCAAGAUAUUUUCAUUCGUGCAGUAUUUGGUAAGAAAAAACCGACAUCCAAUACGAUUGAUACGGCAGUUGGAUCGGUGAGCAAUUCAGUAAACGAUUCUGGCACACCAAUCGGGAAUGAAUCAGCCGCUGUUGCUGGCGCUAGUGGGGUUCAAAACUGCAUGCAAAACAUUCCAGAACCCGUUAGAAUUAUCCAUAAAGACCAAGAGCAAAUUUCAGCAUUCUGUUUGAACUUGGUUAACUCAGGGUUGCUAGCACUGGCAACACCAAGAGAAGUACAGGAAAUGGAUAUCUCAUUAUUGCUGGAAUCACCAAAUUGGAUGGAGGAUGAGUGCGAAAUGGAUAUAAUGAACCUUACAAAGGAUAUCGAAACGAUACCUUCCAGCAAUUUCCUAGUGAUACAAACGAGUACCGAUAAGCAUUCACUGAGCGCAAGCCUAAAUGCUGCACAAAACUUUGGAACACCGGCUAGUCCACAACCUGGCAUUGCCGGACAAUCUGGUCGUGGGGCAUCUGUGGUGCUCAAACAUAAAGUCGACAAUAUCAAACGUAUGAGUGCUCAUCCACUGAUGCCGCUCUAUCUCACCGGUGGUCAAGAUGGUUCAGUCCAGUUGUGGGAAUGGGGACACCAACAAGUAGUAUGUACUCCAAGGCCUCCGGGAACUUUUGCCAAAGUAACACGCUGUCGCUUUUCACAACAUGGUAACAAAUUCGGCAUUGCUGACGGAGACGGUAACUUGAGUCUUUGGCAAGUGGGACUAGCUAGCCAGAGUAAUAGACCAUUCUUUACAUACCAAUGCCACAAUAAGGGAAUAACAGAUUUCGUUUUCCUUGGAUCCUGCAGCUUGGUGGCGACAUCUGGGCAUAGUUCUGAAAGUAAAAAUGUUGCGAUUUGGGACACUUUAUUGCCCCAGAAGAAAGCACUAGUAUCAGCAUUCAAUUGUCAUGAUCAGGGAGCAUCUAGUCUGGCAUAUGCCCCUCAGCAUCAAUUGCUUAUAUCGGCUGGCAAAAAGGGAGAUGUGUGCAUAUUUGACGUACGUCAACGCGUACUUAGACACCGUUUCCAGGCCCAUGAAAAUCCGAUCAAAUGCCUAGCUAUAGAUCCCCACGAAGAACACUUUGUGACAGGUUCGGCAGACGGCGAUGUGAAGGUCUGGGGACUAACGGUGCACACAUUGCUUUACAGUUUUAUGGGCGACCAUGCGCGUAGCAGCUUCUUCAAGCACAUCGGUCAAGGUGUGACACAAUUGCAGAUCGAUCAAUGUGGUCGUCUUUUCUCAUGUGGUGCCGAUGGUUCCAUGAAAGUUCGGCAACUUCCGGAUAGAGAAUCGAUAAUUCAUUCGUUGUAUUAAAAACAUGGCCGUAUUAAGACAGAUAAAAAAUGUCAUUACGAGGUAGAUGCUGUCGAGAAAAAUCCUAUCCUGAGGAAUACGUUAUAUAUAUAUAGAGCAAUAGGAUAUUCUGUGGCUAAAUUCAGCAUGGUAAUAAAAACAAAGUAGCUUGACAGUAAGUGUUAUUACUAUUAUAAACAAUAUGAGGAUAAGCCACUCAUGUAAGCGCAAUAUCAAUGGGUUUUAUCUAUGAAAAACGAGUUGCAUUCGAAAACAUUAACAUAAAUAAAACAGACAUCUUUCAACCCCAACCUCAAUUCUAACACUAUUAUUCUCAAAGUUAAUGAAGCAUCAACUAAAAUUAGAUAAAUCACUUACCGCUGACAAUACCCAAAUUAUGACAUAUUAUCUUAUUAACGUUAACGAAAAUACCAAAACAAAAUAGGCAUAAAAUAUACAUAAUGAAACUAUUUAAAGACAAAUGUGAUUGAGCAGUGUAGUCAAACAGAAAGAAAAUAAACGAUUGUUUUAUUACGGAACGAAUAGAUAAAGGAAAGAUGAUAUUCUCUAUUCAGAUGUUUACCCUUUGUAAGUGAAUAUAUUAAUUAUUUAAUAUUGAUAUUUUGUGGUUUGCGGAUUGGGUUAUUUCUGUAAUCUAUUUCUAAUAUGUAUUACGAAAAUGUUUUUCAUUGCUAUACAAUUCAACUAGUUUAUACCUGAUUAAAAUAUCUAUUUGCUUAUCCGGGUUUUCUUCUUUGCCUUGCUUUCAAAGUUAUUUACUAUGAUUUCGAUUGAUAAAAAGCGUAAUAGAAAGUGAGUGCACGCCAUGUCCUUGAGAUUUGUUGUUAUAGUGUUGUUGACCAUAAACGUAGAUUAAAUAAUCGAAUAAAAAAUCAAAGUCAAAUCCAGCACACCCCAAUAAUUCAAAUCUAUCGUAACCCUUCUAUGCAAAUGUAAAAUAUACACCUGCAAAUUUCAGUGAUAGAUGGAUAAAAAGGCGUAAAGAUUCCACCUAUUUACAGUAACUACUAGUUAUCGAUGAUCAUGUAGAGAAUGAUCACAAUAUGGUAAAAUAUAACGUGCAUCAUAUAUAAAUAUGCAAACGAAGAAUGCAACACAUAAAAU
Molecule: messenger RNA, 11460 nt
Organism: Sabethes cyaneus
Lineage: Eukaryota; Metazoa; Arthropoda; Insecta; Diptera; Culicidae
Gene: Rbcn-3A
Product: dmX-like protein 2
Exons: 18
Coding region: 142-10356 (3404 amino acids)
Biological process (GO): vacuolar acidification
Cellular component (GO): RAVE complex
Molecular function (GO): protein binding
Source: RefSeq, a predicted model, not a curated record